AUGUCGAGUGAUGAUCGCAGGACGCUGCUAGAGCGCGCGCAGUUGGCAGAGGAGGCUGGGCGUUGGGAGGACAUGGUAAGUCACAUCCGGGCAAUCGUCGUGACAGGACAAGAAUUGACAGUCGAGGAGCGAAACCUGUUCGCGAACGCCUACAAGAACCAUGUUGGAAACAAGCGUGCCGCCUGGCGGAUUCUCGAAUCCCACGAGAUCGCGUGUGAUAUGGCGAAAGACGCGGUGUCCGCUGGAGUAAACGAACUGAACAUCCAACCGGAAGAGGCACGGAAAGACAGCGCAUUGCUCCUGGAACUCUUGAAGGACAAUAUCAAAAUCUGGUCGGCAGAAGUUGACUCCGAGCAGCAACUGCAUCGAGCUACAGUCAGAUCUAAUUUCCGUUAG
Molecule: messenger RNA, 396 nt
Organism: Dreissena polymorpha
Lineage: Eukaryota; Metazoa; Mollusca; Bivalvia; Myida; Dreissenidae
Exons: 2
Coding region: 1-396 (131 amino acids)
Biological process (GO): signal transduction
Cellular component (GO): cytoplasm
Source: RefSeq, a predicted model, not a curated record